AUGUUUCCUCAGGUUUUUCAGGUGGUUCUACUAGUGCUCACGUUGCUAUCGGGUACCGAUGCACGUCGGAUGAGAAAAAGUGAGCUGCAUGCUCGACAGCAAGAAGCAGCAAAACGUUUCCAAGAAAGAGCGGCGCCGGUAACUUCUGGACCUCAUGUAGAGAGACGUUCCGGCGUGCAAAACAUCACAUUCUCUAAUCCGAAAGCUUCUGAGUUUUGGGUGGAUGGUUCGAAUUUCCCUGAAGUAGAUUUUGACAUUGGACCAAGUUGGGCAGGAUUGUUGCCUAUAUCAUCCUCUCCAGACGAAACUCGGAAGUUGUUCUUCUGGUUUUUCCCUCCUGGUCCCGAAGGGAGUCUGGAUGACCUUAUAUUUUGGACGAAUGGUGGACCCGGGUGUUCUUCUUUGGAAGGAAUCCUGCAAGAAAACGGACCGUUUUCGUGGAGCUGGGGAACUGCUCAACCCAUUGUCAACGAGCAAAGUUGGACCAAUCUAUCCAGCGUGUUGUGGGUCGAGCAACCAGUCGGAACGGGUUUCUCACAGGGAACACCCAAUAUUACGAACGAGAAUGAUCUAGCAGAACAACUAGUCGGAUUUUUCAAUCAGUUUUUGGACAUCUUUUCUGAAUUGAAGGGAAAGAAUUUCUGGUUGACGGGUGAAAGUUACGCUGGGAUGUAUGUUCCCUAUGUUGCGAACUUUAUCUACGAGAAUCCGGGUAUAGUGGAUUUAAACCUCAAGGGUAUCUGGGUCUCGGAUCCUGUGCUUGGAUGGGACGUCGUGCAAGAGCAAAUCCCGGCAGUGGAUUUCGUGCACAAAUACGAAAAUGUCUUUGCUCUCAGUGAAACCGUAAUGGCCCAGCUCGACGCUACUGCUGAGAAGUGCAACUACACAGGUUAUGUGGACAAAUUUGUAACUUUCCCUCCUGCUGGCCCGCUCCCACUUCCUGGAGACUCUACGGAAGCUGCUCGCGGGUGUGACGUCUGGGAUACCAUCUUUGACGAAGCAUUGGCCGUCAACCCGGCAUUCAACAUCUACCGAGUCUUCGAUGUGUUUCCGAUUCUAUGGGAUGUUCUUGGAUUCCCUGGUUCCUUCCCCGACGUUCAACUUUCGCCGUUGUACUUCGACCGAGAGGACGUCAAAUUGGCCAUCCACGCACCAGUCGACGUUGACUGGACUGAAUGUUCUAAUGUGGAUGUUUUCCCUCGUGGGGAUUCAAGUCUUCCCCCAGCAUUUACGGUUCUUCCGAAUGUCAUUGAGAAGAGUGAAAGAUCUGUGAUUGCCCAUGGACUGGCCGACUUCAUUCUGAUUGCUGAAGGGUCGAGAAUCGUGAUUCAAAAUAUGACUUGGGGAGGCUUGCAAGGUUUCCAAACACCCAUUGCGAAUGACAGUCUCAUCGUUGGAGGAGUCUCGCUCGGAACUUCUCAUACUGAACGGAACUUGACAUUUGUUGAGGUAGUCCAGAGUGGCCAUAUGAUUCCUCAAUUCUCUCCUCUUGCUGCAUUCCAAGUCAUGCAAUUCCUGUUGGGAUUUAGAGAAUCACCCACCGAUUAG
Molecule: messenger RNA, 1548 nt
Organism: Lentinula edodes (shiitake mushroom)
Lineage: Eukaryota; Fungi; Basidiomycota; Agaricomycetes; Agaricales; Omphalotaceae
Product: alpha/beta-hydrolase
Exons: 15
Coding region: 1-1548 (515 amino acids)
Biological process (GO): proteolysis
Molecular function (GO): serine-type carboxypeptidase activity
Source: RefSeq, a predicted model, not a curated record